UACUAUAUAACAGAACGAAACGUAACUGUUUGUAUAAUUAGUGUUCUUGGUUUAAAUAAUGAUUUUAAUUACAUUUUGCAGCCUGUUUUUAAUUAUUAGUGGAUCUUCUGCAAUACCACUUGCAGAGGAGCCCAUUGUGACUCUACCAUAUGGCCAAAUACGCGGAAGGAUAGCAGUAACUGAGAGUGAUGGGGUAACAUUUUAUUCUUUUCAAGAAGUGCCAUUUGCAGCGCCACCUGUUGGAAAUCUAAGAUUUCAGCCGCCACAACCAGUUCCGAGUUGGGAAGGAAUCCUAGACACCCAAACCAACACGAAGAUGUGCUAUCAAGUAACGGCAAAUUAUCAUUACGAAAAUGAGGACUGCCUCUACUUAAAUGUCUAUUCACCAGUCCCGCCUGGUUCCGAGUCCACUUUGCCCGUCUUAGUAAAUAUUUAUGGUGGAACUUUCACCCACGGAUCAGCCAUGUACCAGUAUGCCGGGCCUCAAUCUUUCAUGAGCAGGGGGGUAGUUUUGGUUACAUUCAACUACCGCGUUGGACCCUUCGGGUUCUUGUCUACGGAAGAUACUGUAAUUCCUGGAAACAUGGGAGUGAAGGAUCAGCAGUAUGCUCUGAAAUGGGUGCAGGAGAAUAUUCAUCUUUUCGGUGGAGACCCUACCAAAGUGACUUUGAUGGGUCAAAGUGCUGGAGCUUCUUCAGUAACAUACCAAAUUUUGAGCCCAGGAUCAGCAGGGCUCUUUAGAGCAGCUAUUGCAGAAAGUGGAUCCGCCUUGUGUCCCUGGUCCCAUCAAAGACAUGCUCUGGACAGUGCCUACAAAGUAGCAGCUUACAUAGAUUCAAGCUUUGACACAACUAGUUCAACGCAGCAACUUGCAGAUUUCUUAAUAAGCGCAGACGCUAGUGCCAUUGAUGCUGCCAGCGAAAAGUAUCAGGUAUGGGCACCAGUGGUUGAACCCGAACAUGAUGGCGCCUUCAUCACUGAUUCGAUGUAUGAGCUGGUUAAAAACGGACAGAUUAACAAAGUGCCUCUGAUAAUUGGCAUGAAUUCAGAGGAAUAUAUUGCGAAAGCUGCAGAUUUGGAUUCAUUCAAAGUGUCAAUGGCAGCUACUGACAAGUAUCCACAAAAAAUAAUCAGCGAAAAUAUGAACAUAGUAGACGACCAAACAAAAAUUGAAGCAGGAGAGGCAGUAAGAAAAAUAUAUACAUCUGGAUUGUUCCAAGAUGAUCUAGCUUCUGCUAUUAGGUAUCUGAGUGAUAAUACUUUCAAUAAAGGGGUCAUAAGAUACGCCGAGUUUCAGUCCCAAUAUACCGAUGUUUACUUUUAUCAGUUCUCUUAUCAUGGACUAUUGGGAAGAAACAACGUUUCAAUGGAGGGACUUGAAGGUAGAGUCCAACAUGGGGAAGAUUCCAGAUACCUUUGGACUGCUGCUCUAGAUAUAAGCUCAUACCCAGAGUCAGAUCGCAAAACAGCCAACCGAUAUAUGACUUUAUUCACCGAUUUUGCCAAAUAUUUGAACCCCACACCUGAAAAAAAGGAACUAUUCGAUAACUUGCAAUGGCCCACUGUUUCUUCAGACAAUUUCUAUUAUUUAGAUAUUGACGAGAACUUGGAAAUAAAAGUUAACCCUAGAGAAUCAUCGUACCAGAAAUGGAUUCAAGUCUACGAACAAUACGGUGUUCAACCUUUCUAUACGUUUUAACUUUUCAAAGAUUAAAUGAAUAAAUAGUUACUAUAUGCA
Anoplophora glabripennis (Asian longhorned beetle) is the source of this 1738-nucleotide messenger RNA. Its product is annotated as venom carboxylesterase-6-like. The record is from RefSeq and is a predicted model, not a curated record. The coding region runs from base 59 to 1699 and encodes 546 amino acids. NCBI's taxonomy places the organism in Eukaryota, Metazoa, Arthropoda, Insecta, Coleoptera, Cerambycidae. The transcript has 11 exons.